AUGUCGCCUAUCUUAAUUGUAAUAUUACUUUUGAUCAUAGGAUAUAAGUUUUACAAAUUUAUCACGUGUGUACCACCAAAUUCACCGCCAUGCAUACCACGUAUUCCAUUCGCAGGAUCAUAUUGGCAUUUACUAUGGGGCAAUUACCAAUAUCCUCAUAAAACAAUUCGUUAUUACGCAGACAAGUUGAAAUCAAAAGUUUUAACAUGUUACUUAGGCCCUUUUUAUUGCGUUGUCGCGAACGACUAUAAGAGUAUUAAAGAAAUCUACGUGAAAGAAGAAUUUAGCGGCAGGCUAACCGAGGUGGACAUUCUAAAGGCGAGAGCUUUUGGAAAGACACUUGGCAUCUUCUUCACUGAGGGUUUAUUUUGGCAACAGCAAAGACGAUUCGCGCUUCGCAACACGAGGGAUUUUGGAUUCGGCAGACGACAAGACAAAUACGAGAGAGACAUGAUGGAAGAAGUUAAACUACUCAUCGAUAUGUUGAAGGAUGGCCCCAUUAACGACCAUGAAAAGACAUUUUUGAAGAAGGGUCAAGCUUACUUCCCGGACAUCUUGUUCCCGUACUCUGCGAACAGUAUAUGGAACAUAAUGUUUGGUGACAGAUUUGAUCGUUGCGAACAUCAUAAAACGAGAUUUCUUUGCGAAAGUGCUAUGCUUUUCCAACGAGCGGGCGACACUAGCGGAGGGGCAAUUUUCCAGCGGCCAUUCUUGAAGUAUUUCGGGAAUAUGUUUGGGUAUACUGACAUCCUGAAAAACCAUUAUCGUAUGGUGGACUUCAUCAAGGAAUAUGUAGAAAUGGAGAAAGACUCGCAUUCUAUCGACAGGGACAGGGGGAUGGUAGACAGAUACCUAACGGAAAUGAAGCAACGAAGUGAGAUGUCUAACUUUACGGAUGAACAACUUAUUAUGACGUUAGUGGAUUUCAUGUUUCCAUCAUUGUCAGCGAUGCCAAGUGCCAUUGUGCACUGUUUAAAAUCGGUGAUGCACAAUUCGAAAGUAACGAAGAAAAUACAGGAUGAAAUAGACAGAGUGGUCGGGACCGGAAGACUCGUGAAUUGGGAUGAUAGGAAGAAUUUACCAUAUACCGAAGCAACCAUACGAGAGUCUUUCCGAUACGAAACACUGACACCAUUUGGUAUACUUCAUAAGUCGUUGAGAGAUGGAACCCUUUGCGGUUAUAACAUUCCCAAGAAUACGGUACUAAUCGCGAAUUUGAGUGGAAUGCAUAGCGAUCCAGAUCUAUGGGGCGAUCCUGAGAAUUUCAGACCGGAAAGAUUUCUCAAAGAAGACGGCGGAUUGGGCAAAGAUUUCACGUUUCCAUUUGGAUUUGGGCAACGCGUAUGCGCCGGUGAAACGUUCGCAAGAUACAAUAUUUUCGAAGCGUUUGCUGCAUUAAUGCAGAACUUCAAUUUCUCGUUCGUUGAGGGAGAACCUACGGGACUAGACGACAAGUUACCCGGUUUGAUCGUCACCCCCAAGGAAACGUGGAUUCGAUUUGAACCACGUCGUUAG
Molecule: messenger RNA, 1515 nt
Organism: Dufourea novaeangliae
Lineage: Eukaryota; Metazoa; Arthropoda; Insecta; Hymenoptera; Halictidae
Gene: Cyp304a1
Product: probable cytochrome P450 304a1
Exons: 6
Coding region: 1-1515 (504 amino acids)
Molecular function (GO): monooxygenase activity; oxidoreductase activity, acting on paired donors, with incorporation or reduction of molecular oxygen; heme binding
Source: RefSeq, a predicted model, not a curated record